Molecule: messenger RNA, 729 nt
Organism: Metarhizium album ARSEF 1941
Lineage: Eukaryota; Fungi; Ascomycota; Sordariomycetes; Hypocreales; Clavicipitaceae
Exons: 1
Coding region: 1-729 (242 amino acids)
Source: RefSeq, a predicted model, not a curated record
AUGGUUCCAAUCCCAGUAUAUAGCUCUAGCCCCAUUAACGCUGCCAAAGCAACGGGUGUGACUCCCAAGACGGCCAGCCCUGGAGAUGCGAACAAAGGUGGCCACGCGCAGCUGGAACCCUCCCGAGCUAGCGGCGAACAAGCGCACUCGCCAGCUCAACCUGGAGCUGGGCCGAUGCUGCCCAAGGCGACCGGUGCAUCACAACCUGGAGGUGUCCAUGUCCCGGCUACGCCCACACGAACCCCCUCAGUAGGUAGCAACCCUCCUCCACCGCAACCUGGUGCUGUUCCUGUCCCCCCAGGUGGUGGUAGUGGAACGCGAAGCGGCAUUCCUCCUCCGCCAAGGGCUGGUGAAUCAGUUCAGAAUCACCAGUCGCCACCAGUGACGACUAUGCCUCCACCGAUGGCAUAUCAACCGCCUCGAGCACAUCUCCCUGCCCAAGCACCAUCAUCGACUACUUCGACAGUAGGACCACCUCUCUCCGGACCAGCCGGUAUCUCGGCACGUCUACAGGGAGACUAUCCGGCGACAGGCUUGUCUAUGCCGGCAGGAGGCUACCAUCAAGAUGUCAAUGCAGCCGGGUACAACAGCUAUCAAAGUGCAGAACGAGCGUACGAAGACGACCAUGAGGCGAGCGUCUGGGACACGGCAAAGAAGUGGGCGGCCUCUGCAGGAGAGUCUCUGGCGGCAGCAGAGAACGAGAUGUGGAAGAGAAUCAACAAGGAAUGA